Molecule: messenger RNA, 876 nt
Organism: Schistosoma mattheei
Lineage: Eukaryota; Metazoa; Platyhelminthes; Trematoda; Strigeidida; Schistosomatidae
Source: the annotation of a GenBank genome assembly
AUGUUACUUUCUGAAUCCAGAGCCAAUCUUUUCGACUCUUUCAAAGCUGAUUCUCCAGAUGAUGAGUUCAGCAAACCGAAGAGAUGUUUGAAGUCGGGAUCAAGCCCUCAUAAAUCAUUGAAUAUGAUUAUUUUGGAAGAUGAAAAUGAUGAUGAUGACGAACGUUUGGCUCGACGAAAGUCACGUUUACUUGAGCCUCAUCCCGCUAGUGUUAAUAGUCCAGGUGCUAGCUCUACUGCAGCUAGACGACGCGCAGACGCCGCAGCUCCACGUGGUAUACCUCAGGCACAAAUUGGUGAACAUUAUGGCAAUUGUAUUCGACUAGCUGCGGAAAAUAAAAUCACGGCCAAAAAUGCUUUUAACUUACAUCUGAUCGAUUACAUGAGUGAAAUGAUAAAAAAGGAGGACUUCGCAAGCUUCCAGAUCGCCAGCUCAUCGUUGGAUGCUGGAGCAAAAAUAUACGCAGGUCGUGUUGAUGCUGUACAUCAAGAAACAGCAAAAAAGAAAACUGCUUCACAUCGAGAUAUUAUCCAUAAACAACUAAAUAAGAUUCGAAUUAAAACACUAGCUGAAAAGAUUGAUGUUGACCCUUUGUUUCAACAUCAAACAGCUGCCUAUGAUGAGGGGGGUACUGCUGAACUAAGAUUAAACCAGCUUUCCACUGCUAAUGCUUCAUGUGAAUUGAUUUUAGACUCAUCAACUCCUGUUAUGCUCCGUACGUUGACCACCACUCAACCGAUAACUCCUAUGAAUGUUACAAAUGUUACUGAAUUUUUGUCUUCAAUGCUUGCAAGAUCACUAAAUCAACUAUCUAUAUGCUCUACGUUGCAAAGCUUUCGCUUUACCGAUUGGGAUCUAAACAAGAACAGUUUUUGA